This is a messenger RNA of Prorocentrum cordatum, 5508 nucleotides long. NCBI's taxonomy places the organism in Eukaryota, Dinophyceae, Prorocentrales, Prorocentraceae. The record is from the annotation of a GenBank genome assembly.
AUGGUCAAGAAGGACACGACAGAGAGCACGAAGGAGGACAAGAACGAGGACAACAAGGACAACGAGCUUUCCUGGGAGAAGAGGGUGGAAGCCAAAAAGUCUGCAGCACAGAGCUCCGCUUGGCGCCCUGCGCACGAGAAGGACGACAGGAAGGAGGACAAGACAGAGAGCAGGAAGGAGGACAAGAACGAGGACACGAAGGACAACAAGCUUUCCUGGAAGGAGAGGCUGGAGGCCAAAAAGGCUGCAGCGCAGAGAUCCACUUGGCGCCCUGCGCGCUGGUUCUACAACAACGCCAUUUGCAUCAAAGGGAGCGACUGCCCCUUCUUCCACAGGGCCCAGAAGAAGCCCCGCGAAACUUGCCGCAAGUUCGCGCAGGGCCUCUGCUACCGAGGCAACAACUGCUGGCACGCGCACCUGGAGGGGAAGGGGGUGGACAAGAGCAAGGGGGAGACGAAGCAGAACGACAAGACGAACGAGAACACAGAGGAGGUGAAGAAGGAGGAGAGCAAGGAGGUGGAGAAGGACGGGCCCGAGGUGCAAAAGACAGGGGACCAACUGCAGGAGACGCCCAAGGAAAGGGCACUCGACGAGGAGAUCCUUCAGCAAAGCCGCGCGGGCGAGUGGGAGCAGUGCACGACCAAGACCAACAAAACAGUCGCGCGCUCCAAGGCCACAGGGGAGGUGCGCCUCACCCCGCCCACGCAGAACGAAAUUGAACAGGAGGGCGCGAAGUUCGCUGACUUGAAAAAGGCGCUUCUUUUGAAGAACAACCAGAAGCAUUUCAAGGCGGCCAAUUUGGCCGCAAAGUACAACAUCAAGUUGGAGGGGCUGAACAAGGAGGUCGAUAAAGUGCGCGCCGCUGAGGCGUGGAGGCAGGCGGAUUUCAACUACCGCCGCCAGCGGGCGCUGCAGGGUGCGAUGGCUCAGCGCUGGCAUGCAGAGAAAUGCUGCCCGUGGGAGAAGAGGUGCCAGGGCUGGGACCUUGCCGUCCCUGACAUGCUCGGAGCAUUCCUCGACGCGCUGCCAAAGCCAUCCAGCGCGCACAGAGAGGGCAUCACGAACGAGAAGGGCGCCCCAGCAGAGAAGAUCACGUUGAAGUACGCCGAGGCGAGCGGUGACGGGAAAGUGUGCUACCACGGAACGUGGGUGGGUGCGGUCCUACCAAUCCUUCAGGAAGGCUUUCGUGAGAGCCACGACCGCCAGGUGCACGAGUUUACCACGCAGGGGGUCUACGUGGCGCCGAAGUGGGGCUUGUCGGAGUACUCCACGGCGUGCAAGAUGAUUGAGUUCCCGAACGACGAGACCCCCUACACCCGCUUUCUCUGCAAAGUUGAGGCGGUUGGGCAGAGCAGGCCGCUGAAGACAACCUGGUGGCAGGCGUGCUACGGUGCAGAGCAAGUCCGCGUGCUCGAGCUGCACGUUGUGCGCGGAUGGGGAUUCCAGGUCACUGAGCCCGUUCACAGAAGCUCACCUGAGAACGUGAUGUCAGUUAUCAGGAAUCUGGCGCCGCGCCGAGACGUUCCGACGCCGAUGGCCGCCCCCGCCACGCAGUCGGAUCCAUGGAUCUCAGAGCCGCCUAGCUUUCCGCCUGCUCCUCCGCCAAUCACAUGGGUGGAGUACAUGUACAAUGACGUGCCGAACAAGAGGAAGAUGCCGUACUACGUGUGCAACGCGACUGGGAAAACCCAAUGGGAAAAGCCCGACCAGCCGUUCAUUGCGUUCCAGGCUCAGACCACCAUUGUGGAAGACCCUUGGAGCGUCGCGGUGCCAGCGCCUUCCUCGAGCACGAUGGAGCCCAUCAGUGUGAACGCCAUGCCUUCACGCCACGACCUCGUCUUCAAGGGCGACCACUGCUGCCUUUGCAAUAUGAAGGCCACGGGCGAGCACAUCAAGUCCAAGAGGCACCAGGACAAAUUCACUGUGUGCAUCUGGCCCAACUUCUUCCAAUUUCAGAAGACUGGGGUCCCCUUCCUGGCGCCAGGCUUCGCGGGCCCGCUGUGGAUGUCGGAGGACCCCGCAGUAGGCGACGUGCUUGUCCGCGAGUACAUGUGCCUCGAAGUGGCGGCGGAAUGCGCCCGCCACGAGGACCGCGACCGCGUGUGCACCUUGGCACUCACGUCCCCCGACCGCCCGCGCUGGCACGACACGGUGGAGGUGGAGUGGUCCACCACGUGGUGCAGGAUGGAAUGGAUCGUUCAGCAGAUGCUCGGCCUACCCCCCCACCGCGCAGUGGUCUUUGACGCGGGGCGCUCGCCCGCGCGCGCGGCCAAUGAUUUGGGGGUGAUCGGGCGGAUCUCGGCGGCGGAGAUCUGUCCGAACGCUUUCGCACGCCCACAAGCCCUUGAUAUAACCCUGAUCAUGGGCAACCUCCCCGCCCUUGGGAUGAAGUCGCUGAGAUUGCAGCAUGCCGCAGCUUGUUCUGGCUCAAUUGACGCCAGCCGCCUCCGCCAGCGCCCUCUGGUCGGGCAGUCAAUUCGGGCGGCUAUGGCCAACUUCCCUUUGCCGAAGAGGGGGAAGCGCAGGGCGGCGAUCCAGGAUCGAACGGCCAAGCGCGCGCCGCCAAGCAGGAAGCCCAGCAAGAAUACGAAGGGCCACAGCGCCAUGAAGGCGGUGAAGAAGGCCGAGGACAGCCCACCCAAACGCAUACCCUACGCGCGGCACGGGAUCCGCACGGAAAAGUCUCGGAACGACAGGGUGAAGUGGUGUUCGGGGUUGUCCGACUUCAUGAACAGGGGCGAGAAGCACGUCAUCAACGUGCUCAAGAAGCACGGCCACUUGCCAGAGUGGGCGGGGGCCAGCUGCCCGCAUUGCACCAAAGGCACCCUCGGCACUCUCAAAAAGUGGUCCCGUAAGCAGGGCGGGUGGGGCCACAGGUGCAACCACAGCGGGCGCCAUCGGCACGUCCUGCCGCACGCGUUCCACCCGAUCGUCGUGGCGGGCACGGGGCAAUCGCACGCGCCCCUGCGAGAUCAAGCGCCUGCCUUGUUCUCGGCCGUGGCGGGGGCCUCGCAGGUGUGCCCUGGGCGCCUCGUCGACAAGAACCACAAGAUGGUCGAGGGCGUUCACGGCCGCCUGUAUGCCACCAGGGAGACGCACGUCACGGCGAAGGAGAAGUCCAUCAAGUUCGGGCAGGGCGAGGCCUGGAAGGACAUCGAGGCCGACGAGGUGGACCUUGCGAAAAAGGCAUCCGCGGACGGCGGCUCCGAACCUGUCGACUGGGAGCAGUGGGGCGGGAUCGUGGAGAGAGGUGCCCCAGAGACGCUCGUGCUCUUCAGGCUGAAGCCCACGCGGACGAAGAAGAGGGCGCCAGGCCUAGGGGCCAUCCGCAAACGGGACUGGAUGCCCGCGGCGAAGAAGCGGCUCAAGGGCCGCCGCGUCUUGCUGCACACGGGCGGCGCCAAGAGCUACAGGGUCAAACUGGACGGCGUGAAGCACGACUACGCUGUUCAUUGCCGCAAGCGCGUCAAGGUCCGCGGCAAGUACAUCUGGGCGAAGCCGAAGUACGCCAAGCCCCGCUGGCACAACUUUGCUGAUGACGGCGCCCCCAUGAAGAAGCUGCGGAAGUCGGUGCACACAAAGAUUCUCCGACAGAAGAUCCGCUCGUUCCAGUGGGAGUACUGGAACCGCGGCGCCGACUACUGGCAGCGCACGGGGGACAUGCUGAGCUUCUUGUGGCACAGGCGCCCCAUCUCCCCCAAUCACAUGGCAAAUCUGCCAGCCCUUGGGAUGAAGUCUGUGAAGGCGCAUCUGGAGCUCGAAGGCGCUGACAGCGGGAAGAUCAAGGAUGUGUACGAGAGGGCCCGCGGGAACGACGUCGUCCCGAUGCACCGCACGGCGACGCACCCAGAGAUCUUUCAGGACGACCCGCCGGCGCUCUACAAAGUCCACGAUCUCCCACUCAUGCCAUCCGAGGGGAGUAAAAAGAUGAAGCACGCGAUUGCCGUUGUCCCGGGCUACCAGGGUGAGAUCAACGUGGAUGCGGUGCGGGAUGCUAUGCUCGUCAAUGAUUACAAUGGCCUCCCAGAGCCUCUGCGCCCCAAGACUGAUUGGGAGGCCCUGUACACGAUGCAGUUGGCCCUGGUGCCCGUCCCGCAUGGCGAAGGGAUGGACAUCGUCAAGUACUACGCUUUCUCUGUCCCGCAGUCGGUGACCGACAUUCAGAACCGCCUCGCCCUCGACGACGAAGUCUUGUACGCCGCUUCUUGGGGCAAGGGCGGGGACGUCAAGACGCCGUGGAAGGUCUUGGUCUACAUGAUGGAUCGGCUUGGCGGCACGCACUUUCGGUACCACCUGCCCCCGCAGGAGAAGGGCGACAAGGAGAAGAAAAAGUGCCUUCCUCAGGACGUGAUCGUAGCCCAGUACCAGUUCAUUAAGGACAACGCCCCGCGCGGCAACUUCGAUUGCGAGCAGAUGAUGUGGAUCGACUUCCAGCUGAACGACCCGCAGAGCCCAAUCCACCAUUGGAAGGAGGGGAAGAUCAAGGAGGUUCUCUCGCACAUCAAGGACCAGAGCACACAGGCGAGCAAGGUCACGCACUUCCCCAUCUUCAUAUUCGACGCGGGGGAGGAGGGCAUCGAGCGCGCGAAGCGCCUCGUUCCGACUUUCAAGAGCCACUCUUGCCUCAUGGUCGGCGAGGCUGGCGAGGGGAAGACGCCGUACUUGGAGACCAUGGCGCCCGCGAUGGGUGACUAUUACGCGGACAAGCUGGGGAACCGCAGCGCGGCCUCGCACCGCGCGGCGCCAGACCUGGACUUCUUCCGCGCAGAGGAAGGCACGAAGCACUGCCCCUGCGUGUUCGACGACGGCGAUUUAUUCGACCAGCGCCCGAUGACGUUGAAGGCUUUCCUGGACGUCGGCCAGUGGCAGGCCAUGACGAGGGAGAGGUGGGGGGCAGCGAAGUUCGUCCGUGGUCAAGCGCGCUUCGCCGCGGAGAACAAGUACGACGAGGCGGCCGUUCCUAGCUGGGACGCGUGGCGCGGCCUGGACGUCUUGCCGCUCAAGCAGGCGGUCCAGAAGAGGAACGAGUUCUUGUUCGACACGCUGAAGCCGACUUUCCCAAAAGACAUGUCCAAGGCGAACGUCAUCGCGAUCGCGAAGCGGUCUUCCGUCGUCAUGAACACACCUGAUGACGUCUUCGAGCGCCUGGCGGGGUUGGGCUCGGACGCGACGAGAACCCCAAAGAACGGGCAUUUCAUUACCAAGCAGGCGGGCACCAUUCUCUACAACUACAUCGAGAACGGCAUCGAGCGGGCCCCCGAGGAGUACAACGUGCUGAGGGACAAGCAGCUCCGCUUCAUGAAGGGGUUGCUCGACAAGGGCGCCGUGCCCAUGCCCGUGCCGGUUAAGAGGGAGCUCGUCGACGGCAGCGAGGACGACGCAGACGCGGCGCUCCGCGAGCCUCUGCCAAGCCUGCCCCAUCGCAUCAAGUGGGCCAGGCCUUUCGGGAGCAUCCCAGGCGGCCAGAUUGACAUCACGACGCCGCCGCGCGCGGCCCGCGCGUCGUAA